AUGUCUGUGCUGCAAGCCAUCUACAACCUCGAACCCAACAACAACCCAGAAGCCAUCUACUACCUCGAACCCAACAACAACCCAGAAGCCAUCUACUACCUCGAACCCAACAACAACCCAGAAGCCAUCUACUACCUCGAACCCAACAACAACCCAAAAGCCAUCUACUACCUCGAACCCAACAACAACAACCCAGAAGCCAUCUACUACCUCGAACCCAACAACAACCCAAAAGCCAUCUACUACCUCGAACCCAACAACAACCCAGAAGCCAUCUACUACCUCGAACCCAACAACAACCCAAAAGCCAUCUACUACCUCGAACCCAACAACAACCCAGAAGCCAUCUACUACCUCGAACCCAACAACAACCCAGAAGCCAUCAACUACCUCGAACCCAACAACAACCCAAAAGCCAUCUACUACCUCGAACCCAACAACAACCCAGAAAAGCCAUCUACUACCUCGAACCCAACAACAACCCAGAAGCCAUCUACUACCUCGAACCCAACAACAACCCAGAAGCCAUCUACUACCUCGAAACCAACUACAACAUCCACAGGAACGACCAUUUCUCCAUUACUUAAUACACCGACAACUCCAAAACCGGUCACCACACCUUUUCCAACUAUAUUAACAAGAACAACAUUGCCUCCCAAGUCCUCCAAUACCACCGUGUAUCAUAUCUGUUUCACUAAUUCCUCCCAACAAACAUCAACCCCAAAGUCAUCUACUACCUCGAACCCAACAACAACCCAGAAGCCAUCUACUACCUCGAACCCAACAACAACCCAGAAGCCAUCUACUACCUCGAACCCAACAACAACCCAGAAGCCAUCUACUACCUCGAACCCAACAACAACCCAGAAGCCAUCUACUACCUCGAACCCAACAACAACCCAGAAGCCAUCUUCUACCUCGAAACCAACAACAACCCAGAAGCCAUCUUCUACCUCGAACCCAACAACAACCCAGAAGCCAUCUACUACCUCGAACCCAACAACAACCCAGAAGCCAUCUACUACCUCGAACCCAACAACAACCCAGAAGCCAUCUACUACCUCGAACCCAACAACAACCCAGAAGCCAUCUUCUACCUCGAAACCAACAACAACCCAGAAGCCAUCUUCUACCUCGAAACCAACAACAACCCAGAAGCCAUCUACUACCUCGAAACCAACAACAACCCAGAAGCCAUCUUCUACCUCGAACCCAACAACAACCCAGAAGCCAUCUUCUACCUCGAAACCAACAACAACCCAGAAGCCAUCUUCUACCUCGAACCCAACAACAACCCAGAAGCCAUCUUCUACCUCGAAACCAACAACACGGAAGCCAUCAAUGUCACCAAAACCAACUACAACAUCCACGGGAACGACCAUUUCUCCAUUGAAUAUAUCUGGACAAGCUAUGAAUAUGGUCAAGAACUUUUUGAAACCAAGCGCCCUAAACAAAGCGGGAUAUGGACAGUUGCGAGACAUCCUGAUUAUUAUUGACUCCUCCGGAAGUGUUGGUUCAACCAAUUUUCAAAAUGCUAUCUUACAAUUGGCAAGACUCCUUGGACUGCUGUGCCCCUCUCCUGAUCCAUUGUUAAACGACCAUCAACGAGUCGCUGUGAUUGAGUUCAGUACCAAUUUCACUGAAAUAUUCGAUUUUAAUGAUCAUCAUAACCUAAAGGACCUGCAAUCAGCCAUUACAGGCAUGCAAUUUCAUUCCGGGGGCACCAGGACAGACCUUGCAUUGAAGUAUGCUUAUCAGCAUAUGUUUACGUCUGCUAAAGGCGCUAGGCUUCAUCAAGGCAUUAAACAGGAAGUGCUUCUGAUAACCGAUGGCAAAUCGAACUUGCCAUCACUUACGCUGAUUGCAGCGAAACAGUUACAAAGUGUGGCGGAUGUCUACGCGUUAGCUAUAGGAACCGGCGUUGACUUCGCCGAGUUAGAUGCAUGUGUAACGCAGCCGCAACACACGCAUUUGUUCGCCAUACCAGGCUAUAAUGAGCUUCAAACUUUGCUGGACGAGGUGGAGCAGGAACUGAAGGCCGGGCAGUAUCCCUGUGCUAGCUUUGAACAUUCUUGA
This is a messenger RNA of Mya arenaria, 2076 nucleotides long. RefSeq lists its product as uncharacterized. The record is from RefSeq and is a predicted model, not a curated record. Bases 1 to 2076 code for a protein of 691 amino acids. NCBI's taxonomy places the organism in Eukaryota, Metazoa, Mollusca, Bivalvia, Myida, Myidae. The transcript has 9 exons.